CAGAAGAAAGCCAUUUAUGGCCUCUAAUCGCAGUCUAUCCAUCUCCGCUUGUUUUCAGAUCUCUUCAUGGGAAUUUGAACUAAUUCAGUGUUUUGGUACCCUUCACAGGUUGGUCUUUAACACUUUAAGAGACUUCCAGUCAUGCGAUAUGAUGUUCCCAAGUGUGAUUGCUCCUUCAGCAAUGUACCCGGGGCUUUUGAGGCCAACCCCAACUCUGACUCUCCCCCAGUCUUUGCAGUCAGCUUUUUCCUCGCACGCAAUGGGAGCGAGCUUCCUGGUGGAGGAUCUGCUGAAGAUCAGUCGGCCUGCCAGUUACCUGCCCCGAUCUGUUUCUGCCACACUGUCUCCAUCAACUUCCGAACCCACCACCAGCCCAAGCCCGGUGACAACAGAACAAGUCAGUACGACUUGCUCUGUUACAAGUGGAAUAUGCUCCCCUCAUACCUCCAUUUCUACAAGCAGCGAUUCCAAUUACCUAAAGUUUGGUGUGCACGCCAUCCUCUCGUCAACCCCAAGAACUGAAACUUCCCCUCCACUGAUCCAAGGGAUCUCGCCGAAAGCCUUCUUCCCUUACUUCGAGGGAUCUUUCCAGCCUUUCCUCCGCUCCUCCUACUUCCCAGCCUCUUCCUCUGUGGUCCCCAUCCCCGGCACCUUCUCUUGGCCACUGGCCGCUCGGGGGAAGCCCAGGAGAGGGAUGCUCCGUCGAGCUGUGUUCUCCGAUGUCCAGAGGAAAGCGUUGGAGAAAAUGUUUCAGAAACAGAAAUACAUCAGCAAGCCAGAUCGACGCAAACUGGCAGCCAAGUUGGGACUGAAAGACUCCCAGGUGAAGAUUUGGUUUCAGAACAGAAGGAUGAAAUGGAGAAAUUCCAAAGAGAGAGAACUGCUGUCUGCUGGCGGAUGCCGUGAGCAGACUUUGCCCACGAAGUUAAACCCACACCCCGAUCUCAGUGACGUGGGGAAAUCGUCUCCCUGCAGCCUCCACUCGGGGGACGAGGAGGAAACGGGGUGCAGAGACAGCCCCAAUCAUCCAUAUGUCAAUCACCAGAGUUCAAGAGCAUGGACACGCACCUACGUCUCAUCUCACACCAGCACACCGACAAACACAUGUAUCUCCGAGGAGGAGGACGAGGACGAAGAAAUAACCGUUUCAUAAAUGCAUCUCCUCCGAAUCAUUCUGUGAAUGGACGUGGCUUGUUGCUUGCAGAAUAGGAAGGAAACAGUCCAGACUUGCAUUUACCAGUGAGGCCAGCUUUGCACGGCUUCAGUGACCUGCACACAGCCUUUGUACAAAUAAUGAGUUGAAUGAAUAUUUUAUACCAAGAGUAUUAUGAAUGACUAUACAUAUAGUUUGAUUAGAUUCUAAUUAAAAGUUUGUAAACUGUUUAAUGACUUAACUUGAAAAUGUAGCCUUUGUGGUCAUAACUUAUAAAGAAAUGUUUUUUUAUUUUGUA
Molecule: messenger RNA, 1451 nt
Organism: Mobula hypostoma (lesser devil ray)
Lineage: Eukaryota; Metazoa; Chordata; Chondrichthyes; Myliobatiformes; Myliobatidae
Product: homeobox protein DBX1-like
Biological process (GO): regulation of transcription by RNA polymerase II; cell differentiation in spinal cord
Molecular function (GO): DNA-binding transcription factor activity, RNA polymerase II-specific; DNA binding
Source: RefSeq, a predicted model, not a curated record